AGAUAUAUAGAAGCUUCUUCAGUCAACAUUACAAAGCAGAUGGCAGAGUGCAAUGAUGCAUGCUGUGCAGUCUUGCCACUCCAAGGUAUUCUGUCAUCAGUCAGAGAUUACCCGACUAUCGUGUGGAGGGCGCGCCACAUCAUACAUGCAUAAAUAGCAAAGUAGAUGCAGCAGGGUGAAGAUGAUGUUGACAGGAGCGGUGUACUCGCAACACAUAUUAACAAUGAUGUUUCCAAUAAACCGUCGUCGAAAUCAUUGAUCUUAUGUACACAAUUGCAUCGUACUUCUACAAUAAUUAUUACAACUUCUGCGCAUUCGAAAUGCAGUAGAUGGUGGGGGCCAGGCCAAAAGAGCCGUUGGAUGUCAGCCAAUCACGUAGACCUGUUACCCGUGCUGAAACACCUCACUUCAGACUCAGCGCGUCCUCGUCUGCCUCUCAUCGUGUCUCCUCAUUCCGUCUCUGCGACAGACGUCCACCUCGAUAUCUUGCUUCGAUGCAUAACCGGGCGAGUGAAAGACCUCCAGGUCAGAAGAGACGCGUCACCUCUACAUACAGGGCCAAGUCUCGUGAGUCAGGCAGGAUUCAGCAGACACAUGACACCCGCAUGGCCAAAGGGAAGUGAUUUGCCAUGAGAUACUCAUUUUCUUACACUUUUCCUGAGUUGGGGGGUAGAGGAAGUCGUGAUCAGAAACAUGUGAGACGAAGAAGUGGUGGAAAAAAGGUAGGGUGAUGGAAUUUGCACUGCAGAAUAUUGUUUUUGAUGCUAUC
Molecule: messenger RNA, 769 nt
Organism: Pseudovirgaria hyperparasitica
Lineage: Eukaryota; Fungi; Ascomycota; Dothideomycetes; Acrospermales; Acrospermaceae
Exons: 1
Coding region: 166-633 (155 amino acids)
Source: RefSeq, a predicted model, not a curated record